Messenger RNA from Diatraea saccharalis (sugarcane borer), 2232 nucleotides. The record is from the annotation of a GenBank genome assembly. NCBI's taxonomy places the organism in Eukaryota, Metazoa, Arthropoda, Insecta, Lepidoptera, Crambidae.
AUGUCGAAUCCUGCAGCUAAGUCACGAAUGAAGAAAAUUAUGCAGUUAAUAUCACCACUUCCCAUAUCAGAAGAUAGUAAUUCUGGAACUGCUUUUCCCGAGAACAUACAGCAAGAUACAGAGGCCCCAGCUUUAGAUCAAAUCUCACCAACAGACAGCUACAGCGAUAUUGACAUGGACCCAAUAAUAACUGAUACGACAUCACCUUCGUUGAUCGAUUAUAUUUGUGAUACCGAUUUAAAUUCUGAGCUCAAUACUAACUCAUUAUUAACACUAUUACCUCAAACUAAACUUGUCGAAUACACCGAGGACCAGUUUUCUGGUUGGUCAAAACCAGAACAAAAUAUGUCCAAGAAUUUGGAGACCCACGACAGCAUUGCCUGUAUUGAUAGCGAAGAUUCAUGGAAGCCUGCCUCAUCGUCCAGUGAUUCGGAUGACGAUAAGUCCGUUCAAACAAUAGAAGAAGAAACAAGUGUUGGUAAAAAAGGAUAUAGGAAAAUAAAACCUUUACCAAAACGACUUUUAGCAAAAAAAAAUCGUAACGCUGCUGUAGGGAAAUCUAUGCAACCAAACCCUUGUAUGAAUAAAAAAUGUGGUAACUCAUGUGCAAAUAAAUUUACAGAAGAUGAUCGCAAUAAUAUUUUUGAAAACUAUUGGGGAUUAGGUUGUGAUAAAAGACAAAAAGAUUUCCUGCUGUCAUGUGCUAAAGAAAAACCGAUUGGAAGAAAAAGAUCCAGUAGUAAUAUCCGUAAAAUAUCAUACGAUUAUUUUAUCAGCUACAAUGGACAGAAAGUUAAAGUAUGUCAACAAUUUUUGCUUAAGACCCUAAACAUAUCCCAAAUGUCUAUGAGAUAUACCAUCGAAAAUGCCAAUAAAACUCUGAAUACCACUCGAGAUGGCAGAAGAACUAGUCGUCCUCAUAAUAAAUCUGAUGAGGUAGAAGUCGCACAGUUAAAAUUAUUUAUUGAGAUGUUGCCUGCUGUUCCAUCCCAUUAUUGUCGCAAUAAAAGCACUAAAGUAUAUUUACCUCAAGAAUUUCAAAAUAUAUCGUUUUUGUAUUUACAGUAUGUUAAUUACGUAAAAGAAAAUAAUCCAGAAUCAUCAGUAUUAUCAAAAAGAGUAUUUCGUAACAUUUUUAAAAAGGAUUUUAAUAUCGGAUUCCAUCUGCCAAAAAAAGAUAAAUGUGCUUUUUGUGAGAAGUGCAAAAAUUUAUCACCUGAACACAAAAUUAUUUUUGAACAAACACCUGAAUAUAAAAAUCACAUUCUAGAUAAAGAAAAAUGUAAGCAACUGUUUUUAGAAGACCAAAAAAUGAGCAAAUUAACUGAUUCUAACUCCUUGUGCGUAAGUUUUGAUUUAGAAAAAGUUCUGAAUACUCCACACGGUAAAAGUGUUACCCUAUACUAUUCCAGGAAGUAUGCAUACUAUAAUGAAAGUAUAUACGAAAGUGGUACAAGGGAAGGUUACUGUUACCUGUGGGGUGAACGCGACGGAAAAAGGGGCUGUAAUGAAAUCGUUACAGUCCUUUUUAAAUACUUGAUUAUGGUAGACCAAAGAGGUACCCAUACAGAGAUAAAUUUAUACUCCGAUAGCUGUGCCGGGCAAAAUAGGAAUCGCGCAAUGAUAUCCAUGUUAAUUCAUUUCUUGAAAACCGCAAUUACUAUUACACGAAUAAAGGUAACUUAUCUUUUACCGGGACACACCAUGAUGCCUGUUGAUUCUAUUCAUAGCACUAUUGAAAAUUUUGUGCGUAAUAAAACAGUAUGGGCUCCUUCUGAGUGGCCAACUAUGAUUACUAAUGCUAGAAAUAAGCCUAGAAACUACAUUAUAAAUGUUUUAAACUACGGAGACUUCAUGGAUUGGAAGAAUUUUUCGCAAGCUUUAUUACCGGCUAAAUUUAAAAUUAAUUUUAGUUCAUUAAGGGCGGUGCAAUUUCAUAAAAAUAAUCCUAUUAUUAAAUUUCAAUACGGUUUUUUCGAAGAUAGUGACAAUUACGAAAUAAACAUGGAUUUCAUCAUCAGAUCAAGAGCAAACAAAGCUAUUGUCGAAAAGGGGCCUACACCUUUAUACGUCGAAGAGCUCAAACUUUCAUCAGCUAAAUACCAAGAUUUACAGGAUCUGUGUAACAAAAACGUGAUUCCAAACAGAUACCAUCAAGAAUAUUUAAGUAUGAAGCAUGAUGGAAACGUACGUGAUGCUUUAGCUGAAACAGAUGAGGAUGAGGAGAUUUAA